CACUCAGCGCGCAGCUCCGGAGCGCAGCAUCCUCCACACUUCUGCAGGGAAAUCCAACCGCGUCUCUCCUCCCUUUACCGCCUCUCAGCAUCCAAAACCGGAGCUGCUCUUUUUCCACGGAGAGAAGCUCUUUAGAUUUUUCUAACCCCGAACCGGCUCUGAUUCGUGCUGUGAAACGCGCAGCCUGACUUUUUGCUUGUUCCCGAUGUGGAGCCGCUCUUUGGACUCGCGGUGGGACGCGGUGUUUGCUUUGUGGAUGUGCGGAUCUCGGCGCUCUGCACACCGGCAGAAGCACCCAAAGUGCUGCUAGUAUUAGUGGAGGGACUGACAGGACUUGUGUGCCGGCGGUGGAGCUGUGAGGAGGAGGAGGAGAAGCAGCAGCAGCAGCGUGGGAAGGAAACAUGGUCCAGAACGUAAUUCUGGUGUUUUUCCGCAGGAGACUGAGCCAGAGGCCGGCGGUGGAGGAGCUGGAGAGCCGGAACAUCUUGAAGCAGAGAAAUGACCAGACUGAACAGGAGGAGAGGAGGGAAAUUAAACAGCGGCUGAACAGAAAGCUGAACCAGCGUCCGACGGUGGACGAGCUGCGGGACAGAAAGAUCCUGAUUCGUUUCAGCGACUAUGUGGAAGUUGCAAAAGCUCAGGACUAUGACAGGCGAGCUGACAAGCCCUGGACCAGACUGUCAGCUGCUGACAAGGCGGCGAUACGGAAGGAACUGAACGAGUUCAAAAGCAAUGAGAUGGAAGUUCAUUCUUCGAGCAAGCAUCUGACAAGGUUCCACCGGCCUUAGCAAGGUUUCUUCUGUGAAGAGUUGCUUAUAUCUGGUCCUGUCAGUGAAGACUUUGCACGGAGUCUUCCAGCGCCUUGGCCCACAGUCAGUGGGUGUCCUGAUAUUCGGGUCCAGCGAACCUUGGAGGCUAUGUCUCUAGAAAUGGAUCUGCCGUUAGAAGGGGACGCAUGCAGCAGGCUCCACUUCCGCUCAGAGGAACAUCUCCUUCACCUUCACUUCACCUUGCCAGAGGAGCAGGAAGAAUCAAGGCCAUGGAUUCGCCAUAGACACGCAGAGACUUCUUUUUGUAAACAGACUCUUUUGAAAGACGUCCUUUUUGACGCGGCAGGGGGGCACCGUGCAUGUGACCGAGUCGACCAGUCCCACUCCAGUAUCAGUAGUCACAUCCCCGAGCUGUGUCUGAGUCUCACUGAUUCAGUUGAUGAUGAAUUUCAUAUCGACAGUGUAAAUGUUCUUAAACAGAAAUCUUGUCUGUGUACGAGACAAAAAUCCCUUUGUAAGCACUAUUUAUUGUCUGCACAAUACAGGUUUUCAAUUUGUAACAAA
Molecule: messenger RNA, 1334 nt
Organism: Stegastes partitus (bicolor damselfish)
Lineage: Eukaryota; Metazoa; Chordata; Actinopteri; Pomacentridae
Product: phosphatase and actin regulator 3-like
Exons: 5
Coding region: 402-788 (128 amino acids)
Biological process (GO): actin cytoskeleton organization
Molecular function (GO): actin binding
Source: RefSeq, a predicted model, not a curated record